AUGGGCAAGCAAGCCAACUUGUUCGCCUUCCCGGCCAUCGACGCCCUCGCCUCGGCCCUGCGCGCCUAUAUCGUCCAGGCCCAGAACGCCGGCUUCACACGCCACGGCGUCUUCAAGGUCGGCGUGUCGGGCGGCUCGCUCCCCAAGACACUGGCCAAGGCCCUGCUCACCCCCGCCAGCUCGGCCGAGGACAAGAUUGACUUCUCCAAGUGGGAGAUCUUCUUUGCCGACGAGCGCGCCGUGCCCCUCGACCACGAGGACAGCAACUACUUCCUGCUCAAGCAGGAGCUCCUCGACAAGAUCCCCGCCGAGCUCGGCCAGCCGACCAUCCACCCCAUCGACCCGACUCACCUCGGCGACACCCAGGAGCUCGCCGACCAGUACGAGCAGCUGCUGGUCCGGUCGUUUGCCAGCCGCGACUCGGUCAAGCUGCCCAUCUUUGACCUCUUGCUGCUCGGCACCGGCCCCGACGGCCACACCUGCAGCCUGUUCCCCGGCCACCCGCUGCUGCGCGAGACCAGCGCCUGGGUUGCCCCCAUUGAGGACUCGCCCAAGCCCCCGCCCAAGCGCGUCACCCUCACCCUCCCCGUCGUCACCCACUCGGUCAAGAUUGCCUUCGUGGCCACCGGCGGCGGCAAGAAGGAUAUCAUGAAGGAGAUCUUUGAGCAGGGCAACGGCCUCCCCGCCGCCUUGGUCAAUGAGGCUGCCGGUGAGCGCUGCAGCUGGUUCGUGGACGAGCCUGCCGUCGAGGGAGUCGCCUUCCCUCGCCGAGGCUUCCUGUGA
Messenger RNA from Pestalotiopsis fici W106-1, 783 nucleotides. RefSeq lists its product as uncharacterized. Gene Ontology annotation, molecular function: 6-phosphogluconolactonase activity. The transcript has a single exon. Lineage: Eukaryota; Fungi; Ascomycota; Sordariomycetes; Amphisphaeriales; Sporocadaceae. Bases 1 to 783 code for a protein of 260 amino acids. Gene Ontology annotation, biological process: pentose-phosphate shunt; carbohydrate metabolic process. The record is from RefSeq and is a predicted model, not a curated record.